CACGCGCCCAGUCGGCAGCUAUGGGGCCCAGCCUGUGCGGUAGCAGCCCAGGCGGCGACCGGCCGCUCUCGGCGUGCGUGUGAGGUCACCAGCACUCGCCGUGCAGUCUGCGGGCAGAAAAAAUUCGGCUCCCGGUUCAUGCCCUCCGUGUGUAGCUCUGUCUGACUACUGUACAAGUGCUAUGCGGGACCUGUUCAGUGACUCUCAGUGAUCCUCCGGGUGUUAGGGUACCUCACGUACUGACAGUGAUGGCCUGCGUUGUGGGUUGUGCCACCGUGGCCGGCAUCGUCUGGUUGGUGUUUGCCGGACCCGCUGCACGUCCCGCUGACGGGUCGCAGUCGGCUGGGGGCGGCAGCGGGGGCGGCGGAGGCAGCAACCAGCUGGGAGUGGUGGCAGCUGGCGGGCCCUCAGGACCCUACUUCGAUCUGUCGGGCUCGCGGAACGUGACCGCCCUGCUCGGCAAGACAGCAUACCUCAACUGCAGGGUCAAGAACCUCGGCAACAAAACUGUGUCGUGGGUGCGGCACAGGGACGUGCACCUGCUGACGGUGGGCAGGUACACGUACACGAACGACCAGCGGUUCCGCGCCAUCAACCAGCCGCUGAGCAACGACUGGACGCUGCAGCUCAAGUACCCGCAGCACCGCGACGCCGGCGUCUACGAGUGCCAGGUGUCCACCACGCCGCACAUGAGCCACUUCGUGCACCUCAACGUCGUCGAACCGACGACGGAGAUCGUUGGCGGUCCAGACCUGUACAUAGACCGUGGCAGUACCAUCAAUCUGACGUGCAUCGUCCUGUACAGCCCGGAACCCCCAGCAUACAUCUACUGGAGCCACAACGACAACAUCAUCAGCUACGACAGCCCGCGGGGUGGCGUGUCGGUGAUCACGGAGAAGGGCCCCACCACGACCAGCUUCCUGCUCAUCAAGCAGGCCCGGCCCUCAGACUCGGGCCGCUACCAGUGCAACCCUUCCAACGCGCAGCCGCGCCAGGUCAACGUGCACGUGCUGCAUGGGGAGCUGCCAGCGGCGAUGCAGCACGGCGGGCAGGUUCACCACUCGCCGGCGGCGCACGCGCUGUCGCUGGCGGGCUGCCUGUGCCUGCUGCUGGUGCUCGCCCCAUGACCCCGCACCUCCUAGGUCUGGUCAGCCAGUGGCUAGCGGCAACCCGAACUCCCCACUUCCGCCGCGCCGCGCCGCGGCGCUGCCAGAGCGACCCGUCGGCGGCUGCCGUCGGCUACACCAGCGCAGCUCUGCAGGCUGU
This is a messenger RNA of Schistocerca americana (American grasshopper), 1266 nucleotides long. RefSeq names its product zwei Ig domain protein zig-8-like. Lineage: Eukaryota; Metazoa; Arthropoda; Insecta; Orthoptera; Acrididae. The record is from RefSeq and is a predicted model, not a curated record. Gene Ontology annotation, cellular component: neuron projection membrane. The transcript is spliced from 6 exons. Bases 249 to 1127 code for a protein of 292 amino acids. Gene Ontology annotation, biological process: synapse organization.